Messenger RNA from Astyanax mexicanus (Mexican tetra), 8543 nucleotides. RefSeq names its product pre-B-cell leukemia homeobox 3a (gene pbx3a). Lineage: Eukaryota; Metazoa; Chordata; Actinopteri; Characiformes; Acestrorhamphidae. Gene Ontology annotation, biological process: neuron development; animal organ morphogenesis; eye development. Gene Ontology annotation, molecular function: DNA-binding transcription factor activity, RNA polymerase II-specific; RNA polymerase II cis-regulatory region sequence-specific DNA binding. Gene Ontology annotation, cellular component: nucleus. The record is from RefSeq and is a predicted model, not a curated record. The coding region runs from base 735 to 2141 and encodes 468 amino acids. The transcript has 11 exons.
UGUUGGGUUUAGGAGCUGGAUUGCUGGAAUGGGUAGACGAACUCUUAUAUGUAUUCAACCACAAGGGGGCGGAGCCUUCUACGUCCAUCAACCAUCUAACACAGAGAGAGCAGCCCGCGCAGAUCGAGCAACAGUGAGACUGGGGUCUUCACCCAGCGAGCUCAUACAGCUUCAUAUCUCCAGAUAUACACGGAGGAUGAGACCAGCUUUAUUUCCUGUUAAUGGAAAGAGAGAAUCCAGUGGGAAGAAGAGUAGAAGAGCCUGCUUUUCAUGAUCAUUCCAUUUAUUCCACCCAUUUCAUCCGUUCUGUUGCGCUUGAGCUGGAAAGAGGGAAUGGAAAUAUUUGUUUUUGGGAUGCUGGUCUUCUCGGAGAUGUAUCUGAAGAUGGAUUUCUUUGCUUGAGUUCCGUGGAGGGAGUGUUUGAGGCGAACUGACCGAACAAAAGGAUACAUUCUUCACCAAGCAGCCUAAUUAAACCUGGGGCAAAGUUUAGAAUCUUACAGAACUAUCUAAAGCUACCUGAUUAUUAUUGCUGCAUGGUUCUCUGUCCUUCUCCACGCGCUACCCAUUGGAUAGAAAAGAAGAAAAGAGCUUUGGAGAAUCGUUUACGCACGGGACGCCCACGUCAUUAUCGGACAGUUAUCGUGCACCGAUGCUGCCCGCCUGACCCGUCCACCAGCCACGCUCCGGGGUGCACGUGAAGAGCGCGCGCGCAUUGAUUGUGCUGCGGCAUCAUGGACAGCAUGGACGAGCAGUCCCACAUCAUGCAGUCUCUCGGCGGCGUGACCCUGAGCCGCGCGCUGCACGGCGGCAUGGCGCUCGCGCCUUCGCUCGAGCACGAGAGCGCGGAGGAGGACGCGCGGAAACAGGACAUCGGAGACAUCCUCCACCAGAUCAUGGCCAUCACCGACCAGAGCCUGGACGAAGCGCAAGCAAAAAAACAUGGACUCAACUGUCACAGGAUGAAGCCGGCUCUGUUUAGCGUUCUGUGUGAGAUCAAAGAGAAGACAGGUCUCAGUAUCCGUGGUGCCCAUGAUGAUGAACCCCCUGACCCUCAGCUGAUGCGACUUGAUAACAUGCUGCUAGCUGAGGGCGUGUCCGGACCUGAUAAAGGGGGCGGAUCUGCGGCGGUCGCGGCGGCAGCGGCAGCAGCUGUUGGGGGCGGAACCGAUAACUCCAUCGAGCACUCAGACUACAGAGCCAAACUCUCACAGAUCCGGCAGAUCUACCACACCGAGCUGGAGAAAUAUGAGCAGGCCUGUAAUGAGUUCACGACCCACGUGAUGAACUUGUUGAGAGAGCAGUCUCGCACUCGACCCAUCUCCCCUAAAGAGAUCGAGUGCAUGGUGGGCAUCAUACACCGCAAGUUCAGCUCUAUCCAGAUGCAGCUGAAGCAGAGCACAUGUGAGGCUGUGAUGAUCCUACGCUCCCGCUUCCUGGAUGCCAGAAGGAAAAGGCGUAACUUUAGCAAGCAGGCGACAGAGAUCCUGAAUGAGUAUUUCUACUCCCACCUGAGCAAUCCUUAUCCUACUGAAGAGGCCAAAGAGGAGCUGGCCAAAAAGUGCAGUAUAACUGUCUCACAGGGGAUGGGAAGCACCAUCACUGUGUCACAGGUUUCAAACUGGUUUGGAAACAAACGCAUUCGCUACAAGAAGAACAUCAGUAAAUUCCAGGAGGAGGCAAACCUGUAUGCGGCUAAAACGGCUGUAACGGCCACUCAAGCUGCAGCCGCUGCCGUGCAGAACAGCCAGUCCAGUUCACCAGCUACACCCAACCACGGUUUUCAGAUGAAAGAUGAAGAUUUUCAGCUGGAUUCAACGGACAGCAAAGCCAAUCUGUUAACCAGCAUGUUCACAGGUUCCUUUGGUCUACCGAGUUCAGGAGACAUGUUCAUGGGCAUGAGCGGUUUGAAUGGAGGUUCCUAUCAGCGCACACAACUCAGUAACACUGGACAGACACAGGGCGACAGUAUACACAGUGUUGGUCAGACUUUGGGCUACAGUGAAGCUCUGCGGGGUCAUCCUCUCUACAGUCCUCACACUUUGAAUGGUAAUGGUGGAUGGCAUGAUGCAGCCACUCCUUCCUCAGUGACCUCCCCUGCAGAAGCAGCAGGCAGUGUUCAUUCUGAUACUUCCAACUGAUCUGGCCUUCAUCCUUCUUUAAACGCCCACCCGUGUCGACAUGUUUGCUGACGGUGCGCCGAGUGCAGAGCAACGUCUUCUACAAGAACCUUCCCAGUGACAGCUGAUUUAAAAAAAAAGGUUUUCUGUAGUUAUUCAAAUGUGUUCUGUCAAGGAUCACAGUCGUAAGCACUAUAUGGACGGGAUUAGUUUUACAUGAGCAGAUGGAGGAAUAUGGUUAUUAUUGCAAUGGUGAAUUUAAUUACAUUCAUUUUUACAUUCUGUGCACUGGCCAUUUAAUUUCUUAUUACAGCGUCUUAGGCUACGUUCACUUUACCAGGCUAAAGUGACUCAAAUCUGAUUUUUUUGCUCAAUGUGUGAACGUGCCAAAUCUGAUUUUUUAUUUUUUUUUUUCAAAUCAGAUUUGAGUCACUUUCACAUGUGGUCCUAAAUCAGACACAUAUCCGAUCCAUGCUCAUGUGACAUGAGUGUAAACAGUCAAAUCAGAUUUCAUGCAUCUUUUUGCUUCUACACAUGCUCUACGUGUUUCUCUCUUGUACCCACACUGUAUCUCUUGGUGCAGCUGUGCAGCUAUAGCUGCAAAAACAGCAAAAAGCAAACCGCCUGGCCUUUUUUCACCUCCUCGAUCUGAGCAUGUACUCCAGACCAGCUGUUUGCUGCUUCUCCAAUCCAGCAAAAGAUGCUCCACAUAUGAGCUGCUAACACACUUAAUUCAUUUCACCUUUAUAAAGCUAUGAGUCGUCUCUCAAAUAUGGCGUUUUUUUGUUGUUUAUAAAGAAGGCGACAUUUAUACUCGUAUCAGUGUGCGCCUGUGAGGUGUUUCAGGCACAGAUUCGUUCACAUUACACACAGAUACAGAUCACUUACAUUUGUGAAUGUGAACCGUCAAGAUAGCCAAAUCCGAUCUGACGUAGCCUUAGUGCAGAAUUUAACCCUUGUGUGGUGUUCGGGUCUGUGCGACCCGUUUUCAUUUUUCAUCAAUUGAUACUAUAAAAAUAUUUUUUCUAACUCAAACUCAUUGGCAUUGGCUCAUUUUUUGUGAAAAACAUAUAUCAAAACACAUUUUCGAUAAACACAUACUGUACACCCCCUCCCACCACCCUACACAUUUAUAUUACAUACAGUAUGUUUGGCCAAGGGCUAAUAAACAUUGCUUCAUUUGUAAAUUUGAAACUAAACAAAUUUUCUACUCAUAUCUUGAGUUUAAUUCAUUUUCUUUUAUAUUUUAUUAAAAAACUAAUAACAAAAAGAGUAGCACUUUUUGAAAGAAAUGUAACAUAAGAAAGGUAAAGGGGGUGAAGCAAGCAUGUGUAAAACAUUUUAAUGUAAAAUUGCUUAAUUUUGCUGAAUUAAAUACAAGUAACAAAGUAAACGAGUCACAAAAAUAUGAACACCACACAAGGGUUAAGCCAUGAUUUUAAUUUGAUCACUCUAAAACUUUCAGUUUGUUUGUUUUGAGCCAUUCAGGUUUGACUUGCUUGUGUGGUUUAGAUCAUUGUCAUGUUGCACAGCCCCACUGCGCUGAGAUUCAAAUAUGGAACAUAAAAUCAGGGGACGGACUAAGAAUAUUUUCAAAUAUUUUCUAAUUGCGAGCCUAUGUUAAGUUAAUUUUUGCCACUCUUAGUUAUCUCAUUAACAGAAUAUGCUGUGAUUUAAUUAAAUGUCCCAUAUAAAUUGGCCACAUUAUAUCACAUACAGUACAGGCCAAAAGUUUGGACACACCUUCUCAUUCAAUGUGUUUUCUUUAUUUUCAUGACAAUUUACAUUGUAGAUUCUACUGAAGGCAUCAAAACUAUGAAUGAACACAUGUGGAGUUUUAUGUACUUAACAAAAAUGAGCUGGCACCGGAUCUGAACCCAAUCCAGAUGGUUUGGGGUGAGCUGGAGCACAGAGUGAAGGCAAAGGGGCAACAAGUGCUAAACACCUCUGGGAACUCCUUCCUUCAAGACUGUUGGAAAACCAUUUCAGGUGACUCUACCACUUGAAGCUCAUUGAGAGAAUGAUGCCAAGAGUGUGUAAUCAACGCAGUAAUCAGAGCAAAGAGUGGCUAUUUUGAAGAAACUAGAAUAUAAAAACGUUUUUUUUAAUGAAGUUAUUUCACCUUUUUGUUAAGUACAUAAAAGUUUUGAUGCCUUCAGUGAGAAUCUACAAUGUAAAUAGUCAUGAAAAUAAAGAAAACGCUUUGAAAAAGAGAAGGUGUGUCCAAACAUUUGGCCUGUACGAUAUAUAUUACAUAAAUUGACACAUUAUAUACACAUGUAAAGCUAAUCACGUCCUAGUAGCACUAUACUUACUGUAUCUUUGUAAGGAUUACAGUCUAAUCUGUCUUGCAAAUAAUCAAAUGUCCAAAAACUGGAAAACAUGGACUGAAAGCUCUGAAGUAUCAACUACAGUUUUUACAGGAUAUAGUCUAGAGUUGAUUAUAGAGUACUAUGAUUGUAUUAGUUGAUCUUAUUAGGAUUUUUUCCUUCAAAUGUGAGUUCAUUCAGCAGAAUAACUGGAGUGAGUUUCUGAGGCAUGCUUCUUUUCAGUUUGGUACAUGUACAAUAUUGACUUGACAUCCAGACAUUCUAUAAAUUUCAUAAAUUAAAGGGAUUUCAGAUAUUUCUUGUAUUUGUAAAGUAUCAUUGGGGUAUUUUAAAAGGAAAUGUAAAGUGGCCUAAUUACUCUUACAAAUCUGACUUAUAAUGUUUUUUUUUUGUGUGUUUGUAUUUAUUUUUGUUUUUCCUGUACAUCCCUAACUUUGAUUAGCAUUGAUUAAAACGUUCAUCUAAAAGGUUAAUCACUUAAAAUAAUCGUUCAUUUUACAUUCCAGAGUUAUUUGGUGCUCACCAUGAAUACAGAAUUAUUUUCAUUAUUAUUUUUAGCAUGUCACACAACAUGGAUCACUUAAGGAGCAUUUUCUAUACACUAUAUGUCCAAAUGUUUAUAGAUAUCUGCUUGUUUCUUCUGAAAUCAAGAGCAUUACUAAAGAGUUUGUAACAUUGUUGUUGUUUUUUUUUCUGUGGAGGCUUUACCUUACCAUAGAUGUUGGAACACUGAUUUGAGCGAUAUGAGUUUGGAUACUGAGAGGUUUUCAGUGGAACUCCAUCAUUCCAGAAUAUGCAGUUGAUAAAUCUGCUAUUUAGAAGAGGUGUCUAAAUACUUUUGGACAUAUGGUGUAUCAGGUAAAACCAUAGUUCAAUCCGUUCAUUUUGUUGCUCUUGUUGUGUUUUGUUAAACAUGAAAACAAGAGAAAUAAAGCAUGCAGAGAAGAUUUUGCAAUGCAUUUCUGCAAGCAAUAGUUGAAGCUAGUACUAUGGUUAGCACUGGUUGCCAACUCUGAUCCUUCAGAAAACAUUCUCUACACUCUACACUCAACAUUUGACUACACUGUUUAAAGAAAAAAGUUUCCAAAGUGUUCUUGGCUUGGGCAUUUGAUCUGAGAAAAAAUAUCCUUAUUUGAUUUACAGAAGGAUUCAUUUGAAAAGGUAUCAUUUUUAGACUUUAAUAUAGGACUAACAAGUAUGCUCAUAUCCUUUUAUCAAGGACCAGAGUUGGAGCCCCUGGAGAAAAAUGCCCCUUAUUAAUUCCUUAAAAAAUAUUUUACUCCUAAAAGUCAUCAGAAUUGUCUGGAUAACAAAUUACACUUUGCUAUUUUGUGCUUAUAUAUAUAUAUUUUUAUCAUUAAUUGAAACCUCUUCAGACCCAAUAGUUCCACUUGUGUGAUGAACAGGAUCCUGAUGCGGAGUCUUCAAAAGAAGUAUUACUGAGAAUUUGCCCUUACUUAGAUGCAGAUUAUGAUUUGGAACAGACUUUAGUAGUGAGUUAGUGAUUAGUAAAGUUUAAAGCUCAAUUUGUGUGAGACAAGGCUGUGUCUGAGGCCCAAUCCCGUUUCUCUUUUGUACCUAUACGCCUUGUUUUCAAGUGUAACCCUUCCUCUUGGGCCAGAGUUACCAGGGGAAGGGGUGAAAGCCUCCCCGAAUAAUUGUGAGAACCCUUCAAGUCGUUGAGACGUCAUCAAGUGACCCUACCAGGCUGCUGUUUUAGCAGUUAAAGAGUGCUAGCAAGCUAGCUGCUAGCAGAUUAACUAGUUAGUUAAAUUUAGGGCAUCUUAUUUUUGUUUUUUUUAUUAAAAAGGGGGCAGGUGAUGCAGCAAUUAAUUAUUAUUGUCCAUGUUUUAAUUCCUCUGCGAUGGGGAGCUGAAAUUAGCUUUUGUUUUAUUUUAUUUUUCCUUACCACUUAAAAUGCUGCAGCUUCUGCAGUCUGUUGUGCCAUUUAAGGUGGAACGAGAGAAAGUUAACUAGCUAACUAGCAACUGAGAUGAACUACUAGCUAUUUUUUAUGCUUGUUAUAAAGAAAAUGGCCAUUAAAGAAGUAAAUUACACAAUAAACUAUGGUAAUAUGCUGGUUAUCAAAAUUUUUUAACAAAGAAAAUACGUACAUUUGUGGGUUUCUUUAGUUGCUUAUGCUACCAUCUUGCCAGCACUUAUCAUAGCCUUAGCCGUUUCUUAAUAUGGAAUACACAAUUUCGAACUCCCGUACUUGGCUAGUAUGGACCUGGUAAGGUCCCAAGGAUGUGGGACUUUUAUUUUGUAAUUGGAACAGCUGCAUACUUGAUGACGUCACCCUUUUAGGGGUGCGAAAUGCAUUGUUUUAAAAAAAAAAACAAGCACAUUUUCACGUAGCCGCUUCUUUAACAAAUAAAACACAUAUCUAACAUGUCUAAACCGCUACGUUCUCUGCUAAAUAAUAACAUAAAACUUUAUUUUAUCACACAGAAUUACUAUCAAAACAUAUAACUUACUGGUAGGUACUUUCUUCUCCACUGAUACUGCUGCGAGGUGUAUUCUGGGAUAUGGGACUUCUGGGAUAAGAAGUCCAAACAACUCACCGUCCUCGAUAAUCUGGGAGGAACAAGAACACAUCUGGGUAUUUGCAUACCUUUCAAGUCUCCCGUUUUGGCCCGGAACCUACUAUAUUUUACCACUAUUUCCCGCCGUCCUCCUGUACUUUUACUUUCCCGUAAAUUCCUUGCAUCAUAUUAUAUUAUAAAAAAAAAAACAUUUCUAUGCCUCUCUAAACUGAAAUGUCACUAACCUCAAGAGAACUGCCACCCAGGCUGCUGCAAGUAGCGGUUCUCGAGGGGGUAGUGCAUACAAUGGGAACAACCCUAAAAACAAAUCAGAGAGAUGGAUGCAUGCAUGUGGAGAGAGAGAGGACAUUCCUGCCAAAAAAGUGACUUCAUGUAAAUAUCUAGAAAAGGGUUUUAUUUAGGCUAUAUUAUUAAAAUGAUAUAUGUAGGAUUGUUCACAUCAUUUCAUUGUUAAGAAAGGUAGACCUAUCAGAUUCUGAUACUCUAAUUGUAGGUUGUAAUUGGUUCACAGGUGGUUAUUUUAGAUGUCUUGUAAACCUGUCUUAAAAUGUAAGAGAUACUGAACCUCGGUUGGAAUGGUGGGACGGCUUGAAGUGGGCGGAGGAAAAUUUCCCUUAUUUUUAAAUCCAAAACUUGACAGGUAUAUGUUUGUGGUGUACUUCGUUAACUGUGAACUUAAAUGGAACAGUACUUGGGCUGUGACUGAUGGCUUUAUCUGAGUCCACAAGAAUACAAAUACAGACAAGAUUAAGAAACGCAGAUUGAGAAACAGCUGCUCUGUUUGGAGUGUGCCUCUGAAAAAUCCCUAUUUGAAGGGUCAUGUAGCCCUAGCACUUUACAGAGAGAUGAUAUGGGCUGGGUCUAAGUGUCUCACAGGACCUCUGGUUGGGAGCUCUGUUAAAACAUGCAUCACAAAAAGCAGUUGUGCUGUUUGUGAUGCAUCUAAGUGAUUAGUACAGACCAUACAUAAAAAAAAUUAAAUAACUGACAUAUACAAUAUUGCAUUGCAUCUGAAUAAUGGUUUCAUUUCAUUUUAGACAAUAUUCUUAGACAAAUAUAAUACUGACUGUAUGAAACAAUCUAAAACAAAGUGCUUUUAGUAAUACAAUGGCAAAUCUGAUGACUUUUAUAAGGUUGAAUACUUUUGAAAGGCACUCGACAUGGCCAAUAUAAACUUGUGUUUAUUUUUAGCAAAUAUUUUAAAUGUUGUUUAUUUUCCUAUUGUUGAAAAAGUUAAACUGUAACUUGCUUUUAUUUCAGGCUCUGUAUGACAGAGUAAAUUUGUUCUUUAUCGUUUCUUGCUAUUUUUGUUAGUUUACUGUGUUUCUAUACAGUAGAUUGUCAUCUAAAGUCAUGAAAGAAAGAAUAAAUCCAUGAAUGAGAAGAAUAAUGUGGUUCUAAUGUACUUAAUUGAUUCUGUGUUGGGUUUUAGAGCAGGACCAAUCUCAAUAACCAUCUCAGUAGAAUAAUCUUGAAACUGACACUGACAUUGUCUGUCUUUUUGAUAAAAGAAAUAAAUAAAUGUGACUUUGUCUUUUUUGUCACCA